Rhagoletis pomonella (apple maggot) is the source of this 2419-nucleotide messenger RNA. RefSeq names its product nuclear factor of activated T-cells 5-like. Gene Ontology annotation, cellular component: transcription regulator complex. NCBI's taxonomy places the organism in Eukaryota, Metazoa, Arthropoda, Insecta, Diptera, Tephritidae. Gene Ontology annotation, biological process: regulation of transcription by RNA polymerase II. Gene Ontology annotation, molecular function: DNA-binding transcription factor activity, RNA polymerase II-specific; transcription factor binding; RNA polymerase II cis-regulatory region sequence-specific DNA binding. The record is from RefSeq and is a predicted model, not a curated record.
AGAUGCUGGCACAUUUAUGGACACAUCGAACCCCUUGGCCCCACCAAUGGGCGGAGCUGGUGGCGCAGUACUUUGGCCAGCGCAAGAAACCAAACAUGAAAUCGAUUCAGGUAUGAUGCCGCCACCAAUCACUACACAAAUGCCGAUGGGCGUGCGACGCCCGUCAUUGCCCACAGCCACACCCAUGCUGACAGAUCAACAGUUGGCCCAUCUAAAUGUUGCCGAAACACUCAAGACUGAGCUGAUCGACGAAACGUCGCAAAGUUCUUUGGCUGAGUCGAUACAGCCGACAGAUGCCGUUAUGGCCAAUUGUGGCGCACCCAUCAGUCCCACAGCUGCCAUGCAGUUUCACUCACACUAUGACCGCAAAACUAGCAUGGACACAAUGAUGUAUGAUUCGAACAGCAUGCCGGCCUUUCCAGUACAGCCGCCACCUUCCGUAGCAGCUGCUGUUGAGUUGGCCGUCAAGACGGAAAUCGCUAAAGUUGUGGCACAGCAACAGCAGGCAGUCGCAGUGGACAAAUUCAUCACCGAUUUGACCAAAUCCACUGCAGUGGCAGACGACCCGAAUGUGGCCGCCGUGGUUGCUGCAGCGGCUGCGGAGGAGUCGCUUUUCGGUGGCGUUGGUGGUGUUAAUAGCGCCGUUGGUCCGGUCAUUGAUCAUCCGUUCGGUGAUAUUAUGCAGCAGGCAAAUGCACAGCAACAGCCUCCUGUACUCGAACGCAGCUUAUCCAUAUCGAGCAACUCCUCCUCUCACUCCAACAGCUCGAGCGGUUCUUCGCCACACAACAGCUUGACAGCUACACUUUCGGUAUCGCCGAAUAAUUCGCUGAAUGGUCAUAAUUCUCCCAUCACCCAGGAUAUUAUAUUGAACUCGGAACCCGCCGCUGUGCUGAAUGCUAUGCCAAUGCAACAACUCUUGCCCGCUCCACUGGGUGGCAACAGCGCUGCAGCCGUUUCAGCCAACGCAGUGGUCGAAGCUGCCGUUGCCGUUCCAGGUGGAACGACCACUGGCGCAGCAGUCGCCGAUCCCAAUAGUAUCUCCACUGAAAUGAUCAUGAAUCCCGCAGUUUCACCGUCCACUAUUUUGUGUUCAGCUAAUGGUGCUGCCACUGCGGUGGUGCCGAAUAUCAUGGCGCCACACCAAGUCACCAUGGCCAAUUCGAUUUUGAAUGACAUUGCAAUGCAGCCGCAGCCAACUCAACAAGAUGCUGCCGUGGCAGCGCUUGCGCUCAGCAAUAUUAUAAUGAGUCCGCCGAAUACGGCUGCUGCGGUGGUUGAUAAUGUUGCCAAUGCGGAACAGGCAGCUGAACAACCUGUGACUGUGGCAACAUCCACUGCUGUCAGUAAUAUGAUUAUUAAAGCUGCGGCCGAUUUAAUAUCUAAUCAGGAGCAACAACAACAUCAUCAGCAGCAACAACAACAUCACCAGCAGCAACAACAACACCAACACCGACAGCAGCAACAUCGCCUUCAGCAACAGCAUCAGCAGCAGCAGCAGCAACUUCAUCAUCAACAACAACAACAGCAGCAGCAACAGUCACCGCAAGCAUUGAUGAAUGGCGCGGCAGCAGCAGCCGCAGCAGCAGCGGCGGCGGCAGCGGCAGCAGCAGCAGCAGCCUCAAAUGCCAAUACAAGUCCCUUAGUUAACUUGCUUUUAAACCACCCAGACGUGUCGCCAUCUGCAGCAGUCGCGGCAGCAGCAGCGGUCAAUGAAGUUCAGUCACAAUUCUCUUUGGGCAUUCCUCCCACAACGCCACAGGAAUCUCUCAUCGUCGCAUUGGCCACGGAAAAUUCUAUGCAAAAAUCAGUGGCAGCCGCUGCCGUGACUACAAAUGGUGCCAUCGUUACUCAACAAACAUCAGCUGCGGCGGCAGGCAUUCAUCCUGGCGCUGCGGUCGGACCUGUACCUCUUCAACCGCCUAUUCCGCAAGAAUUGACCACUAUGUCAGAUCAAGACUUGAUUAGCUACAUUAAUCCAAGCACAUUUGACCAAAGUGAGUAUACAUUUUUUGUGUUGAUUUCUUGUUUGGUAAUAAUAAUUGAUCGACAUAUCUAAAGGGAUAUGGGUUUUGUUAUAAAAUAUGUCAUAUUUUUAUAUAAAAAAAUUAAUGAGUUUUAAAUAAACAAAGGGAAAACUGUGAGUACUGAGGAUUAAAAGGGCUGCUAUUCUCAACGGCUGAGUGGGAGAUCGCCUCAUCUCGGCUGCCGGUUCAAAAACCCUAUCCCAGUGUAUUGAAUUUACAUUGAUAUACGAAAUUUUCACGAUAUAUUAUUGUUUAAGCGACUUAUGCAUUUCCCGCAUAGACAAAGAACAGCGAACACCCACACGCAUUUAUAUUGCAUUCCCGCAUAAACCAAGUGCAGCGAACACACACACGCACUUGUGUUUAAAAGUAUUUCGCUCGUUCUUAAUUGG